GAGGCGCUUCUUUCUUCUUGUUUCUCAAUUCAAAUAUCCCCAAAUAAAAACUAGCAAAGCAAAUCAAAACUUUCAAAUACACAGAGCAAAAAUAAACACAAAUAAUCUAAUGUCAACAAUGAAGUCCUUCUGUAAGCCUCCGCUCGGUAAAUCGCCAAUCUCCGACCGGCCACGCCGCGUCCUCCGAUCGACCACCACCUCUGUACAAAGUCCGCCAGGAACCCUAAUGAAGUCACAAAAGCUAAAUCCGGGUCCGACAAUGGAAGAAUUGGAUCUCCGACCCGAAUAUAGCACCAUAUCGUGGGAGAUGAGGGCUUUAGCAAACAUGGUUGAUACUGAAUUUGGAAAAGAAAACAAACCAACCGCCGAGGUAAUGAAAAAUUCAAAUUCAAAUGCAAAUUCUACUUCUCUGUUUGAAAGAGGAAGGUUUUAUGAUCUUUACUCUGCAAAGAGAAACGAGAGAUUGAAGAGAAGGAACGGAGAGAGAGGCGAAGAGCCGAAGACUCCGUACAAUCUUGGAGUAAAUGUUGAGUCUUCUAAGAAAAAAGAUAUGAAAAAGCUUGAGAGUUUGAGGAAAUCAGCGUCUGCUUAUUACUCUGUGGAGAAGAGUGAAGUUCCCAGAUAUUCUUUGAGAAGCUUGAGCAAAGAGAACAAGAAGCCUCCUUUGCCUGUUGUUCAUUAUGGGAAAUCUGUUCUUGCCAGUGAAAGGAAAAUUGGGGCCAGAAGGUCUACCAAGAUUUGAUUGUAUUUCAAUUUACAUUAUAGGGUUUGGUUUUAGGAAUAGCUACUCGAUUCCUUUUCGGAUUUGGUUUUUUAUAGUUUUUGUUUGAGUUUGAACUUUGAUGAUUUCUGGAAAUGGCCUGUUUGCAUCUCUGCUAGUGCAUUGAGUUCACACCAAUAUGUUGAGAAGGUGUAAUCUUCCUCAAUCAAACAGUAGAACAUAAUUUUUAUCCCUUGAAUCCAAACAUGAAUGAUACUACUUUUUGUUCAAA
Molecule: messenger RNA, 992 nt
Organism: Mercurialis annua (annual mercury)
Lineage: Eukaryota; Viridiplantae; Streptophyta; Magnoliopsida; Malpighiales; Euphorbiaceae
Exons: 2
Coding region: 110-742 (210 amino acids)
Source: RefSeq, a predicted model, not a curated record